Arabis nemorensis is the source of this 1362-nucleotide messenger RNA. The record is from the annotation of a GenBank genome assembly. Lineage: Eukaryota; Viridiplantae; Streptophyta; Magnoliopsida; Brassicales; Brassicaceae.
AUGACGCCGACAAAGUGUUCGACGAAAGUCCCCAACGAACGUACAGGGAAAAUGAGCUCUGGACUGAUCUCAACAAGACAUCGAGUAGAUCCUAAGAAAGAAUUGUCUCGGAUUCUGAGAGAAGACGCUGCUGUUAGAGGAGUCGAGAGGAAAGCCAACUCGGAAAAGUACAAUACUUUGAAGCCAAAAACUGUUCUUGAAGCACUUGAUGAAGCUAUAAGAGAGAAUCGAUGGCAAUCUGCUCUCAAGAUUUUCCAUCUUCUUAGGAAGCAGCAUUGGUAUGAACCAAGAUGCAAAACAUACACAAAGGUGUUUAAAGUGCUUGGGAAUUGCAAACAGCCUGAGCAAGCCAGUUUACUUUUCGAAGUCAUGUUGUCUGAAGGAUUGAAACCCACCAUUGAUGUGUAUACAUCUCUUUUAGCUGUUUAUGGCAAAAGCGAGCUUCUAGACAAGGCGUUUGCCACGCUUGAGUAUAUGAAAUCGGUAAGUGAUUGCAAGCCAGAUGUGUUCACCUUUACUGUUCUCAUCGGUUGCUGCUGCAAACUUGGUCGGUUUGAUAUGGUUAAACGCAUCGUUCUUGAGAUGUCGUAUCUUGGAGUUGGAUGCAACACAGUCACUUACAAUACUAUUAUUGAUGGGUAUGGAAAAGCUGGUUUGUUUGAGGAGAUGGAAAAUGUUCUGGCUGAUAUGAUCGAGGAUGGAGAUUCUCUCCCAGAUGUUUUCACGUUUAACUCGAUCAUUGGUUCGUAUGGAAAUAGUGGCAACACGAGGAAGAUGGAGAGCUGGUAUGAUCGGUUCCAGGCGAUGGGAGUGCAACCAGACAUCAAGACAUUUAACAUACUGAUCCGGUCAUUUGGAAAAGCUGGAAUGUAUAAGAAGAUGAGCUGGGUAAUUGAUUUCAUGGAGAAAAGAUUCUUCUCCCCAACGACUGUCACUUACAAUAUCGUGAUCGAGACGUUUGGAAAAGCUGGAAGAAUCGAGAAAAUGGAUGAUGUAUUCAGGAAAAUGAAGUAUCAAGGAGUGAAACCCAACUCUAUUACUUAUUCUUCUCUUGUUGACGCAUAUAAUAAAGCUGGUCUUGUCAUUAAGAUGGAUUCAGUAUUGAGGCAAAUUGUGAAUUCAGACGUGGUACUGGAUACACCGUUCUUCAACUGCAUAAUCAAUGCCUACGGUGAGGCUGGUGAUUUGGCUACGAUGAAGGAACUAUACAUACAAAUGGAGGAGAGGAAAUGCAAGCCUGAUAAGAUCACUUUUGCCACUAUGAUCAAAAUCUAUGAUGCUCAUGGGAUUUUCGAUGCAGUCGAGGAACUCAAGAUGCAAAUGAUUUCCACUGAUGUAGGCAAGAAGAGGCUUACGGGUUGA